This is a messenger RNA of Ictalurus furcatus (blue catfish), 5113 nucleotides long. RefSeq names its product KH domain-containing RNA-binding protein QKI-like. Gene Ontology annotation, molecular function: mRNA binding. Gene Ontology annotation, cellular component: nucleus. Bases 634 to 1680 code for a protein of 348 amino acids. The transcript has 7 exons. The record is from RefSeq and is a predicted model, not a curated record. Gene Ontology annotation, biological process: regulation of mRNA splicing, via spliceosome. NCBI's taxonomy places the organism in Eukaryota, Metazoa, Chordata, Actinopteri, Siluriformes, Ictaluridae.
AGGAGCGCGCGCCAGUCCCGGUGAAGAAGCUCCGUUAUUGCGAGCAAGACAGACAGCGAGACAACUGGAACUAGACUCAUUUUACACACACACACGCACACGUUACACACAGGAAGCCGUGGGGGACUCAAAGAGAGAGAGAGAGAGAGAGAGAGAGAGAGAGAGUCACUCAUCGCUUCCAAACUGUCGCGUAAAAAAGGAAGUAAAGGACAAAUCAUCUGAAAUCUCAGCAGAGCGCCGCGCGGCCGGGAGUUGCCUUUCUUUUUCUGAGUAACUUGUGGAAUUUAUCGAGCAAAUAAACCAAACAAACAAACAAAAUAAAACAAAAACACUAGCUCGGCCUACCUCUGUGCCCUCGUGUACGUUUUUAUUUUUAUAUGCUUGCAUUAGGUUGUUUAUUGUUAUCUUUUUUUUUUUUUUGCCAGCAGAAUAAUAACGGUGUCGGUUUGAGAGGAGAAGACUGACAGGAAACAGCAGCUUUUCUCCACCACACUCGAGUCUCCUGAAGUGCGACGAACACUUGCUCUCCUUCAGCGCUCCUUUUUCUACUUCUGUCUGUUGAAUAUUUACACGAGAACCUAUCUGGGUUAGAAAUCGGUGUAUCCUGGGGCGUCAGCUGUGAUUUCUUGGAAUAUGGUGGGGGAAAUGGAAACGAAGGAGAAACCGAAGCCGAGCCCAGACUAUCUGAUGCAGCUCAUGAACGAUAAGAAGCUGAUGAGCAGCCUGCCCAACUUCUGCGGCAUCUUCAACCACCUCGAGCGCCUCCUCGAUGAAGAGAUCAGCAGAGUACGGAAGGACAUGUACAAUGACACAUUAAAUGGGAGCACAGAGAAGAGGAGCUCGGAGCUCCCCGAUGCUGUGGGUCCAAUUGUACAGCUCCAGGAGAAGCUUUACGUGCCUGUUAAAGAAUAUCCUGAUUUUAAUUUUGUGGGCCGGAUCCUUGGUCCACGGGGGCUUACGGCCAAGCAACUGGAGGCUGAGACAGGAUGCAAGAUCAUGGUGAGAGGCAAAGGCUCCAUGAGAGACAAGAAAAAGGAGGAGCAGAACCGUGGCAAGCCCAACUGGGAACACCUGAAUGAAGACCUACACGUCCUAAUCACUGUAGAAGAUGCUCAGAACCGUGCCGAGAUCAAGCUCAAACGAGCCGUGGAGGAGGUCAACAAGUUGCUGGUGCCUGCGGCUGAAGGAGAGGACAGUCUGAAGAAGAUGCAGUUGAUGGAACUGGCCAUUCUAAACGGCACCUACAGGGAUGCCAACAUUAAAUCACCUGCCCUUGCCUUCUCUCUUGCAGCGAGUGCCCAGGCUCCUCGCAUCAUCAGCGGCCCAGCACCCGUGUUGCCCCCAGCUGCCCUGCGUACUCCCGCGCCCACGGGCCCCACCAUCAUGCCCCUAAUUCGUCAGAUUCAGACCGUCGUGCCCAACGGCUCAGCUCACGCCCAUGCUGCCGCCGCCACCCUGGUGCCUCCCGGGCCGGAGUCAGCUGGCCUGAUUUACGCCGCACCCUACGAAUACCCAUACACACUGGCGCCAGCCACGUCCAUCCUCGAGUACCCCAUCGAUUCCAGUGGCGUGUUAGCAUCCUCAAAGGCCGAAGAGCUGCCGCUGUACCUGGGCUUUCAGACCUGUCACUUUCCCAUCACUGUGCAGCGCGCAGAGCCAGCCGGUCGGCCUCCUUUUUAAAGCAGACCCACUCCCCUCAUCCCCUUUUCUGACCCUCAUUCACCCUACACACUCACCCUUCGACACCCUCACACCCCUCCCCACCCCUCAACCCCCCUGCAAACACUCAUCUUAUUGGACUGACCGGAAAGCACCCCCCUCUUCCAGGAGCCUCUGCUCCCCAGCCUUUCACUGUUUGUCCCUUCUGCAACCUGAACCCUGUUUUGUUUUUGGUUUAAUUUAAUGUCAUGUGUUGAAACUGUGUGUACCAUAAUGAGGGAGAAAAAGCACUGAGCCCCAAACUGCUGCAAACCCUCUCUGGAUGCUCCCUCCCUUGGUGUGGAGGGUGCAUCAGGAGAGGUAACAUGAAGACGGUGAGGGGACAGUGGGGGUCAGACAGGGGCUGCUUUAGGAGUCAUGGGAUGGUGGGAUUGUUCUAAAAGUCAGACCUAUUCGAGUUCUACUCACACAGCCGUUUGAUGGUGCUCUGUGGCAGUGAGUUCCAAGGUUGUUUACAGCAUAAUAUGAACCAAUAUAAAAAAAACAGCAACGUAGCCUUAUGCAUGCAGUGACCAAAUCCAGCACCUCUGCUUUUAGGCAUAGACUGCCCUAAAAUGACUUUGGUAACGCAUGGAAUUAUAGUGUGUGUUGCUUCUUGAGGACAGACACUCCUGGCACUAAUUUCACAUUCCCUUCCUUUAUUCUUUAGGUGUGGCUUUCCCCACGAAAGGCUAAAAGUGCUUUCGAGGAUCCUUACUGAGCCCCUCAUCCGAUCUGAGUGUUAACACACAUGCGCUUUCGUUUCACAGCGGCCUUGUUAUUUCCUGAGUGUUAAUGAAUUAUGAAAUCGAGCCUAGCAGUCAGUCAGACAUACUACUGUUUUGUUUACACUGGCCACCCCUCUGCCCAAAGAGGCUCAGUAUAUGCUUAGAAAUAUUGUAUCUGUGCCCGAUGCCCCUUUUAGCAGCAAAGGUAUAUAUGUGUAUGUGUGUAUGUCUCACAGAUCUGUUCUACUGACUGCUAUGUUGUUUGGAUAGGGUACAAGAGAGUAAAAAUCAAGGAGCUUGCUUUACUAAUCACUUAAAUCAUUACUGUUGUAUUUUCGAUCCUUUCUCUUUUUUUACUACUGCACAUGUGCCUACGCACUAUCAUCUCUGUGCCUUUGCUCAGAGAGUGAGUUUAUCAGUAUUAUAUUUAAAUGUGGAACUGGAGAGGUGCACUUCCCCAUUGCUUCACUGCAGGAUUAUGUGACUAGUAAAGCUCCCUUUGCUCUCGCUCUCUCUCUCUCUCUCUCUCUUUCUCUCUCUCUCUCUCUCUCUCCCUCUGUGUGUGUGUUUGUGUGUGUUUGUGUGUGUUUGUGUGUGUGUGUGUGUGUGUGUGUGUGUGUGUACUUGUUACUAAUGUCCAUCCUACUAUCCAAGCAUGGAUCCACCACUUGGAAUUAAUGCAACACUUUUUUUCCACUUUCAAUAUGCUAUUUUCAAAAAUGAACGAGUAUUAUUUGUGCCUUAACUUGUAUUUUUAUUAUUUGCAUAAUAAUUGUUAUACAUAUUUGGCCACACAGAUAAAUGUAAUUUGGCCACACAGAUAAAUGAAAUCUGUUCAGUUUCAUUGAUUUACUUGAUGGGAUUUUAUAUAUAUAUCUUAUCUGUGUAUUUGGUGAUUAUUAUUGCAAUCCAAGCAGGUGCAGUGGCAACUAAAGUUCGAAGGCACGAUAUGCGGGUCCAUCCUUACCAAAGGGUAGUGACCACAGACAGAGGUUAGUUUAGCUCAUAUGCUUUUGUGUUCAUGAUUUGAUUUGUAGUCACUUCCUUUUGGUUCUGAUCUGUUAUAUCCAGCUUCACUACAGGCAGAAAUGGGCGUUUUUAAUGUUAAACCCAAACACAGCACUUGGAUUUGCGAAAAUUAUGUGAUCAACUUCAUUCCAUUAUUUUGAUGACCUUGUGACCUUGACAUGAUGUUGAUGACAAAUAAUGGACCGGUUUUGUUUUGAAAUUUCUUUAGGUGCCAUUCAAAAUCCCAGAACCUCAUCAAGGUUUACUAUUUAUGCUUAUUUAUAUUGCAGACCCUAGUUCAAAAUUGCAAAACAUUACUGACAUUUACAUAAUAAACUUCCCAAUAAUGUUUCGAUUUUCCUUAAGUCCUUAUAUAACCAUCAUUACAAGAAAAAAAUCAAAGUUGCAGACGUCAGCACUCGUUUUUAAUUCAUUCUUCAUCUUCUGUAACGGCUUUAUCCUGGUCACGGAAGAACACUGGGUGCUAGGUGCGAAUCCAUCCUGGACGGCAUGCACACACUCGUUCACAUACACUUUCACACCUGGGGGUAAUUUAGUGUAGCCACUGGCAUGUUUCUGGGAAACAGGAAGAAACCAGAGAACCCAGAGGAAAGCCACAGAAACACAAGGAGAGCAUGAAACUCCUGAAACUCAGUAACCAGAGUUCAGGAUCCAUAUUUUGUUUGGUUUUUUAAUAGAAAAUCAAAUGAUCACGCGAUAGUUGGUUAAAUUGUUUGAUGGAUUAGUUCCACAUAUUCUUUGAAGUAAUGGAGCAAAUAGAAACCAUAUAAACAGAAAAUUGGGUGUAAUGAUUAUGAGCAAUGGGAAGUAUUAGUGAAAAAUAUGCAUAAUUUGAUUUCACAGGCCAAACUCUGGAAUUCAGUCCAACAGAGCAACAGACCCUCAAAAUGGCUAUAUCGUAUUAUCAGUGUCUGGUUAUAGUUUUGCUUUAUGCACUUGUAGUCUGAUUGAAAUUUCGGGUCAUGUGGUACUUCUGCUUGACUGAAUGAGAAGGAAGAUUAUUAUUAUAAUUAUUAUUAAGUGCCAUUUUAAGCUUGAUGCCCUUUACCAGCUGCAACUACAGAUGGCAAGCGUGAAAAAAAAUGUCUCUAUAUUUUUUACUCCUUUUUUUCAUUAUUAUUAUUUACCAUGUAUUUCUCAUAUCCUUUUUGUUUUAUACUGAUAAAGUUUUAUAUUAUGGUACUACUGCUUUCCAGAAAAUAUACUUUUGAGAACCCAUUUGCACAGAACUUCCGAUUUACCAAUCUGUGCAUUUUUACUGGAUUGCCAGUCUUCAGAGGUCUCACUUUUUUUCUUUUUUCUUUUUUUUUUUUAGCUUAGUUACUUUUUUUUAUUUCAAACUGUUGGUAUUUGCCUCAUUUGAUACAGAGAUGCUAUGUGGCACAACUAUUAUUUUGCACUGAACAAGUCAGAAGCAUUCAUCUCUUCUGUUCAGCAAAGAACAGACGUUGAAAAAAGUGAAAACUACAUCAAACCUCAGAUGACAGAACUGAAAAGAGUACUGAAUACAGGUGUGAUCGAAGCUGCAUAGUCUUAAGGUUGACCACUGUUGUGUGGACAGAAAUGUCAGAGUAUAGAUGCAUUUAUGGGGAAAAAAAUAUUCCACUUGAUACUUUUUUUUAUGUUUUACUGUAAGCAUCAUUUUAUUUUAUUUUUUG